Molecule: messenger RNA, 4731 nt
Organism: Cladocopium goreaui
Lineage: Eukaryota; Dinophyceae; Suessiales; Symbiodiniaceae
Source: the annotation of a GenBank genome assembly
AUGCUCAAUGUCAAAAGUCGGCAUUCUGAAUACAAGCGUUCAACUGCUGGUGUCAUUGACUGGUUGAGUGCACAAUCAAAGAGGACGGUGACAAAGACUAACGACUUGCUUGACAUCGCCCAGCAAGUUGCAUCAAAUGCAGUGUCAAUGCCGAGCAACAUUUUGUCUCAAUUGCAGGAUUGUAUUCGCAUACGCCAAGAAGUCAAUCAGCAUCACAGACAGCGUGCAGCCAGCGAAACAUGGCGGAAUCAAACCCAUGAGUAUUUCAUUGACGUGCUCAAAAAGGUUCGACGCAUUUUUGUUGCCAAACAGAGUUCUGGUACGUCUGAGCCUCCCAAAGAGAGACCCCAAGCGAAGAAAGAUUCAGAACAUCACAACAAAUUUGCUGAUUUGGCGACAGAUGAUAUUGAUACAGAAGAUGAGAUUAAAGCUGACAUACCGGAGAACAGUGAGACAACACCUGCCGACUAUGCUGGACGGCCGGUGAGGCUCCAUUCUUUGAGCAAAGCCGAGCUGAACGGAUGUGUGGGAUUUGUGAAGGGCGUCGCUGACGGCGGCCGUUGCGUUGUGUGCUGCAAUGGCAAGGAGUUCGCAAUAUCACCUGAAAAACUCGAGCUGCUUAAGGAAGAUGAGAUGGAGGAGCUGCUUGGUAAUGGUGUAUCAUUUCUUUCCUCAUGUUUUCUCCUGGAUGUUGAGGAGCUGUCGGAAGAAAUCGCUGCGGCCUGGCAAGCUGUUGCAGCCGGAGAGAGCCAUCUCCUUACAGCAACGGCGCUGACCAAUGUGUGUGCCCAGCAUGCCUUUUCAUUGGCUCACGCUGCAGAGUUGCUCAAUCCGGACUUAAACAGGCUAGAGAACUUUGUGGCAGCCGCCUACUUUCAUGACAUCGUGCAAUGGGUGCAGUAUGAAUUAUCUACCAGCUACAAAGAAGCACUUAGAACAGUCGCAGAGAUCUUGUUUGGUGAUACCAAAGAAACGAGGUUCACUUGGCAAGGCCCAAAGGGCGUUUUGUAUGGCACAAUCCUUGCACUGGAAUUACAUGGCAUCAGCCCGGGCCUCAUCGAGGUUGAAAGGGCAAGUCGAAACAUCUUGCAGAAAUGGCCAACGCUCAGCCAGAGUCAAGUCAGUUCCCUGAUUCAAAAUGCUGCUGAAAGUUGCAUCACGCGUUUUUUCCGAGUGGAGGAAUUGAGUCUGGGAAUCUCUGAUGUCAAUGACUUCUUGACAGGAACAAACGGACUCAUUCACACCAGUGUGUUUGUGUCGUGCCUCUCCAAUGCAGGCAUGAUAGUGCCCCCCAAACGAUGGAAUUUUUUGAAGCCUAAUUUUUUUGGUCCGCAGUGGGAUGAAGCAAGCAGUCCAGCCACAUCUACCCAGCAGUUGGUAAGCUAUGCAGGCGCCACGCUUCCAGCAUUGCUUACAUACGCGAACAAUGAGCUUCGAAUCUCCCCCAAACAGCAACUUCAAGCACCAGAUUUGAAGUUCGAAACCCUCAUGCCUUUGUGGCAUGUCUUGCAGACUGCAAUGGCAACAGGUCAUACGACCUUGGCGCUAGUUUUUACCAUGCAUGCGCUGCUUCUCUCAGUAGUCAUGGUAAAUGGUGACCGCAGAUGUCAAAAGAUUGGCGUGCGAUGCCGUGCAUGCUUGGGAAAGCUUGCGCAGCAGUUGACUCGUGACCAGCCUCAAUAUGAUGAAUAUGAGGCCUCCAAGCAGAACAUGUGGCUGGCAAAACUUUGGGUUGACGCUGCAAAGAAACGUUCAGAGGAAGCUUGCUGGGAUGAGAAGGAUCCUUGUCACAAGAUAGGAUGUUUGCAACGUGAUCAAGCAAUGCUGCAAAAUCCCUGGGUCGCUGGGCAACAGCUGCUCGUUGCAAGUCUUGCAGUGAGCAUUGGAUUUGGAGCAGCAUUGAUGGAUUGCAAUGGGCAGUUGCGUUUCAUUCUUCACCUUUACAACGCGCUGCUCUGUGCAGAGGCGAUCGAAACCAUCCCUUUGUUGGAGGACCUGAUGGAUGCCUUCGCAACUUCCAAAGCCAUUUGGCACGCAGGUAGACCUACCAGAGACUUUUUGCAAAGUUGGUACCUUUCCUUAGGAAUGGCCGUCCAAAGUGAUCGUUCCACCGGUCUGCGGCAACAACGAAAGUUGGUUCCAGUCGAACCAGAGAAUAUCAGCCAGGCAUAUCGCCGCGCAGCAGCUCAAGACUUUCAAGACUGCUCAUCAUUGCGUCAGGUGCUGGAUUCGAUUCGAUGUUCCUUCUCUGAAAAACUGCUUGGUUACAAUUUGAUUGCCUUGGGGGCACAUUUCUGGCGACUUCCUGGUGAGUUGGUGGACGCCAUGGAUUUGCAUGACCAGGUCCUACAUGAAAUGGAUGUGCAGAGCGGAGGCAAACAACAGGAACGGAAAGGAGGUAAAGCCGGUAAAGCGAAAAAGAAGUCGUUACCGGGCAAAGCUUAUACUGAUGCAGUUUAUGGGGUGUUGUCUGGAAAGCUCUUUUUUGCUUGUGAGACGGUCGACAGCAUCGAGUCAAUGGCUGCAAAGCAUGGAUAUUCACGACCGCCUGGCACUGGGCCAGUGACAGAUUCUCGGGGCAUGGGCAUCAUGGGCUCCGCCAUGGCGGGCCGACUGAUAGAUGCAGGGUAUGCCGUCACGGUGUGGAACAGGUCGAAGGAGAAAUGCGAACCGCUGGAGAAGAAAGGGGCCAAGGUGGCCGACAGCGCGCAAGACUUGGUGGAGACCUGCGAUGUCGUCUUUUCGUGCACCUCGGACCCAGCGUCUGCGAGGGCGGUGGUCUUUGGAGAGAAGGGCGUGUUGGCAGGAAUCGCCAAAGGUAAGAGAUACAUCGACAUGUCCACCGUGGACGAGGAGUGCGUCAUCGAAAUUGCUGAAGCCAUCACGGCGAGCGGCGGACGCUUCCUGGAGGCACCUGUGAGCGGCUCCAAGGGCCCUGCGCUGAAUGGUCAGUUGGUGAUUCUGUCCGCCGGCGAGGAAGCAUUACAAAAGGAGGUGCAACCCAUGUUGGACAUCCUCGGGAAGAGAACAUUUUUUUUGGGUGAGGUUAUGCGAAUCCGCGUUUCGGUUUUCGGUGAGGAAAAUGAGGAUUUGAGACAGGAGAAAAUGCCGGAGUUGGAGCGUCUCAAGGCAGAGCUCUUGCGGAUGGAGGAGCUCCAGAUGGACCGUGCGGACUCUUCUGCCUCGUUGCCGGCAGAGGGGAGUCGCAAGCAUCGGGUGCUGCGCAAUGCGCAGACCCAGCAGCUCGAGGAGCUCAUGGUGGAAAACGGUCACAUCUCGGAGCAGCUGCAGUCGCUGGAAGAUGAAAAUGCCAAUUUGAAGCGACAAGUCGAGCUGCAGAAAGAAGAGUUGAAAGCCAUGGAAGCAACGGACAAGACCAAAGUGAUCGAAGACGAGCCGGGCAAAAAGAAGAGCAAACUUCAUUUGUUGAAGGACAAGGUGAAUAUCAUGCAAAAACAGAUGAAGGAAGACAAUGCGUUGGGCGAGAUGCUCAGCAAGGAGCGAAAGGUGAGUAAAAGCCUGGAGAAGCAACUGGAGGACGCCAAUGCUCGUUGGAAGCGUGGCCAACAGGAGUGGGAGCAGAUGCACACCGACCUCUUGGAAUCGGAAGCGCGCAACCGGAGGCAGGAGGAAGCCUACCAAGAGCUCUACCGAGAACUGGAGGAGCUCCGGGCCAUGAAGGAGGCAGAAGGGCAGGCCCGUGAUAGCCACGCUGAGCACCUCAAUGAGCAGCUCAUGAUGCUGUUGACCCCUACCCCGGCCAAUGAUCAGAACGAAGGCAACUUCAACUUCGGCCCCGCCCGCGCAAGUGUGGAGGGUGGGAAAGAUCUGCUAAGUCAGCUGAGCCAACUGCCGGACUCUGACUCCGAUGAUCCGGAGACCGCGCCCUUUCUGGACGCGGUCCCUCCGACCCCAAAGCCGCCGGUUCCUCAGAGUGACGUCUCGGCGACGCCAGAGACGGCGGGCGACGCCAUGGAACGCCUGGCGGAGCUGCAAGGUGAAUGUCACAGACUGAAGGAAGAACUUCAGCAGUGCAAGCAGCGCGCCAGCGCUGAUGCGCGGCGUGAGAUCGCGCUGCGAGAGGAGAGGGAAACGCUGCAAAAGGAGGUCUUGAAGCUGCAGGAGGAGCGGGACAAGGCCGACAAGGCGGAUAAGGCGAAUGCGACGAAGUGCGAUAGAUUGCAGCAGGAGAUGCAGGUGUUGGAGGAGGAGCGCGCGAAGGCGCUGGCGAACAGUGAGAGGUUGCAGGUGGAAAUGCAGACGUUGCAGGAGGAGUUUGCCCGUCUGACAGCUGCGCACGGCAGCGGCCUGGAUGCAGUGGAGCGGCAACUGGAGGAGGAACGGCGACUGCGGGAGGAGUGCGCCAGAGCGAUUCGUUCGGAGUGCGCGGCAGCAGCAGAGAUCCUCAAGCACACCGAGGAGUCUGAUAGACAGACGGACGUCUCCAACACGGAGGUCCUGAGCUCCAAUGCCUCGCCGAAGCCACCACCCGCCGUGGCACUGGCUGGUGCCGCGCCGGUGUCAGCGCCGGUGUCAGCACCGGCAGAGGCGGGGGCGGCGAUGAUGAUUCAGCUAGCGCCCUGGAAAUCGGAGACCUCGAUGAACUCCAAAGUGGUGGAGCUGGAAGAGGAACUGGAGAGACUGCGGAAGGAACUACAAAAAUAUCAAAAGGCCGAUUCCGAGUCCAGCUGGUCCAAGGUCAUCAACAGUUUCAUGUGCACCAGUCGAUGA